Molecule: messenger RNA, 1220 nt
Organism: Artibeus jamaicensis (Jamaican fruit-eating bat)
Lineage: Eukaryota; Metazoa; Chordata; Mammalia; Chiroptera; Phyllostomidae
Product: quinone oxidoreductase-like protein 2
Exons: 10
Coding region: 52-1104 (350 amino acids)
Cellular component (GO): mitochondrion
Molecular function (GO): oxidoreductase activity
Source: RefSeq, a predicted model, not a curated record
CUUCCGCUUUUCCCCACCCGCUGGGACUCACUCGUAACUCUGCGCGGGGCCAUGGCGGCGGCGUUUUGGAGACGGUGCUUCGCCCCGCUGCGGCUCUGCAGGAGGGCCUGGCGAGGCAGCAACCGCCACUACCGCGCCGCGCGGUGCACCGAGUUGAAGCAGCCCCUGGUCAUUGAGGAGAUGGUCCCCCGCCCUGUCCUGCCCCACGAGGUGAGGGUUGACGUCCAUUUCUGCGGACUGAACUUUGCUGAUAUUUUGCUUUGCCGGGGUCAGUAUCAGAAAAGGCCCUGUCUUCCCUUCACACCUGGAAUGGAGUUUGCUGGGAUAGUAUUGGAGACAGGCACGGAUGUCAGCACAGUUAAAGAGGGAGAUCCCGUCGUUGGCAUGGGUGGCUAUAAUAAUAUGGCGGAACAAUGUAUCAUGGACCAGAAGACGCUGUGGAAGGUUCCAGAAAAGGUCUCCCUCCGAGACGCUGCGAUGCUGCCCGUAACUUACAGUACUGCCCUCAUGGCCCUGAAGCAUCGGGCACGAACCCAGCCUGGAGAGACCGUGUUAGUGACGGCAGCGGCCGGAGCGACAGGCCUCGCAGUGAUAGAUGUGGCAACAAACAUCCUUCAGGCCAAGGUGAUUGCUGCCGCUGGAAGUGACGAGAAGUGCAAGCUGGCCAAGCAGAAGGGCGCACAGUGGAGCGUGAACUACAGUCAGGGCAGCCUGAAGGAGGCAGUGAGCAAGCUGGUGGGCAACGGUGGGGUGGACGUGGUCAUCGACAACGUGGGCGGAGACAUCUUCCUGGAGGCUCUCCGCAGCCUGGCCUGGGAGGGCAGGAUCGUGGUGGUCGGUUUUGCCGGAGGAACCAUUCCCUCCGUGCCGGCCAAUCUUCUGCUCCUGAAGAACAUCUCGGCCAUGGGCUUGUAUACAAGCCGGUACAAAGAGCAGGACUUCCCUACCUACUACGAGAGCCUGUCCUCGAUUCUUCAGUACUGCCAGGAAGGACGCAUCCAGCCCCAGUUGGGAGCGGUUUUCAAGCUGGAGGAGGUCAACGAUGCUUUCCAUUAUGUGAUGAAACGCAAGUCCACGGGCAAGGUGCUCAUCUCCCUCAAAUGAAGCCGCGAACUCAGCGUGUCCAGAUCCAGACUCAACACCUUCCCCAAAACCCGAUUUCCCUGCUGUGUUUCUGAAGGUGUCACCACCUUCCUUAUCAACUCAGGCUUGAAAUCUUU